GUAACAGCACAGAAGGGUGAAACACUGAGAUUACACUGCCUGUCAACCUUCUAGGAAACAGAGAGACAUCAACAAACUAUUAAAUGCCACGAGAACACAGCCAUGGCUGGCGUGCAGUGGACCGUGCGCGAAGUGCGGGGACGUCUGCUCCCGUUCAAGGACCUGGCGGAGGAGGACGACGACUACCUGAAGGAGGAUGCGGAGGAGGACGACGACCCGGGGUUCGUGGACGCCGAGGAGCUGUGCAGUGGCGGCUUGAGGGCGGGUGGCCUCCCGGGGCGCCAGCGCGUUAUGAUUUUGGAUGAAAACACUCAAGAGCAAUGUAAAGUGUUUGGACGUUUUCCAAUGAUGGGUCCUUGGUGGCGAGUGAAGCUACAAGUGAAGCCGGUGGGAUCAAGGAAGUGCUAUCAUGUUCAAGGAUUUCCGUCGUACUCUUUGCUGUCUGACAUGUCGCCACCAGAUCAGAAGCAGAUCUGUUCGCUCUUUCUUAAAGAGUGUGCUAUCCCCGAUGAUAUUAAAAUGAAAUUUCUAGACUGGGUAGGUGAAGUAUCAAGCUUUAAUGACCUCAACUUUGAAAAUCUUAACGAAACAUUUAGAACUUUCCUCAAAAAUGGAAGGAAUGAUAAAAAACAGUCUACACAGAAUGAACGGGAAGAGUCGUUACCGGGGAACGAGACGAGUUUGUCUCUGGAAAACAAAAUCCCGUUUAUAAAUGUAAUGAGAGCUCUGCAGUUUCCAAAGGUAAUGGAAUUCCUCCCAGUUCUUCUGCCUCGACACUUUAAACAGCUCAUCAGCUCAGGUUCUCAAGAGGUGCUGGGAAAGAUAGAAGAGAUUUUAAGAACACAUCCAUGGAAACUUGGGUUUCAUAAAAUAACCUUCAGAGAAUUGAAGCUUUUGCAAUGUGAGGCAAGCUGGGCAGCAUUUUGUCAGUGCAAGUCUCUCUUCCGGCUGAUGAACAAAUUUGAGAAGAACGGAUUGAUAAUAUAUUCUGAACUGAAGCGGCAGUGUAAGGAGCACGGGCACACGUACGUUGAAGAAGCUGACUUGACUUCUCUGUUGUCGGACCGGAUGUCUGUUGAUGACGCUUGGCAGUCUCUGAGGUUUCUGAAGGAUGUCGGCGUGGUGACGUAUGAGAAGGCCUGUGUCUUUCUUUAUGAUCUUUACGAGGCCGAGAGAGGCAUUGCCUCUGCCAUAUGCCACCUGAUGACCAGGCCUCCGUGGCAUUUGCACGUCGAUGUCAGAGAGCUGCUUGGGUCUAUGCAGACCAAGGGAGCGGGGAGUUCAGGAGGUGACGAUACCUUGAAGGAAAGCAAAGCCGAUGAAACAGGAUUAGAAAAUUCUCUGGCCAUUCUGGACACACAGGACAGCGGUGACCAUACUGGGGAUAAUGGUGAACAUGAAGUUCAUGCAGAAGAAAGUGAAGUUCAGCUGGAUCUGGAUCAGGUGGCUGCUCUGGAAAUGAUUUGCUCUAAUGCUGUGACCGUCAUGAGUGGGAAGGGCGGCUGCGGGAAGACCACGAUUGUGAGCCACCUUUUUAAGCAUGUGGAGCUGUUGGAAGAAAGUGAAGCCGAAAGAGUGUGUGAAGAUUUUCAACGAGACCAGGACGUCUCAGAAGAAUGGCUUAACUCUCCAGGGCAGCGUCAGCCAGAGGCGGACAAGGCCAUAAAAGUUCUCCUUACGGCCCCCACAGGGAAAGCCGCCGGCCUGCUGAGACAGAGAACUGAUUUUAGCGCUUACACGCUGUAUCAGGUCAAUUACAGUUUCUAUUCAUGGAAGACAAAAACGGCCCAAGACACGCCAUGGAAGUUUUCUUCUGUCAGAGUUCUGGUUGUGGAUGAAGGGAGUUUGGUAUCUGUAGGAAUCUUCAAAUCGGUUUUAAAAUUAUUGUGUGAGCAUGCCAGACUUUCCAAGCUUAUUAUCCUCGGUGAUGUUAGACAGUUACCCAGCAUUCAACCUGGUAACUUGCUGCAAGAUCUUUUUGAGACUCUUAAGCCCAGAAAAUGUGCUAUUGAACUAAGGACAAACCAUAGAGCAGAGUCGGAGCUCAUUGUGGACAAUGCUACAAGAAUCUCUAGACGCCAGUUUCCCAGAUUUGACGCCGAGCUGAAUCUCUCUGAUAAUGCAACCUUCCCUGUGUCAAUACAAGAUAAAACAUUUAUUUUUGUCAGACUCCCAGAAGAGGAUGACAGUUCUCAGUUAUCGAAAGAUGAUCAUCGGGCUCAUUUAUAUUCUGCAGUUAGAACUUUACUCAAAGAAGAUGACCUGCGAGAUGCCGAAAAAUCACAAUUUAUUGCCUUUAGAAGGCAAGACUGUGAUGUCAUCAACGACUGCUGUUGCAGGCACUACACGGACCACCUCAUGAAAGACCAUCAGAAGAGGCUUCAAUUUGGAGUCGGUGAUAAAAUUUGUUGUACCAGGAAUGCGUAUCUCUCGGACCUGCUCCCUGCAGAUACCCUCAACAGUCAGCAGAACAAUGACUUCGCGCCCAGCGGUGCAGACUUCAAUGGUACUCCUGCUGGUUUUGCUAAUAAGCAUGACUUUGACAGUGGUAUUCGACUCUGCAAUGGAGAAAUAUUUUUCAUAACAAAAGAUGUAACUGAUGUAACCUUUGGAAGGAGAAGACUUGUGACCAUUGAUAAUAGGGCUGGCUUGGAAGUAACUGUGGAUUUUCAGAAACUAAUGAAACAUUGUCACGUAAAACAUGCAUGGGCAAGAACUAUUCACACUUUUCAGGGGUCUGAGGAGAGGACAGUUGUCUACGUGGUUGGGAAGGCGGGCCGCCAGCACUGGCAGCAUGUCUACACCGCGGUGACCAGGGGCCGCUGCAGAGUGUAUGUCAUCGCAGAGGAGUCUCAGCUCCGGAGCGCAAUCUCGAGAAACAGUUUCCGCAGAAGAACUCGUCUAAAGCAUUUUUUGCAAAACAGUCUCUCCAUGAGCUAUGCAUCUCCAGCGGAUUUUGCAUCCCCAUCAAAGAGCUCCGGAGACAGCAGAGGGCACAGCACACAGCCAUCAGCAUCACCCGGCCCUACAGUCACGGCUGACCUGGGGACAAACGAUGUCCCCAGAAGCGAGGCCUCUGCGGCUGACGGCGGGGCCUUCUCCUCUCCUAGAAGAUGGAAAUUUUCUUCACCUGAAGAUGUGGAUAUGGGUGAAGAUUUGUCAACAUCAAGAGGGUGCAAAAGAACCUGUGCCAUGGACAACACUGAGAGUCCAAACAAAGUUCUUAUGGUGGACGAAACCUCUCCUCAAGUGUCUUCCAGACUUCAGACUUUAAAACUAAACAGUUUAACCCCCAGGCGACUUUUCAAAUCCACAGAUAAUCAAGAAACUUAAUUUUAUUUCAGACUGCUCAAAAUAAUUGUCCAUUUUUUUUUCCAUGCAACACAAAAUGAAUAUCAUAGCUUCAAAGUAUCAAGAUAAAAGAGAAUGUCUACAACUGGAGUUUUAUUUUAAGGAGUUUGUGUUAGCAGAUGUUUUAAAUUCAUUUGAUCAAAGAAAACUUUAAUGAUUUGCGCAUCCGUCAUCAUGAGAACUGCUAGCAUUGGACAUAAAGGGAAAAAGAUGUUAUAUUUUUUUUAAAAAAACUGUGUACUUUAAAAAGUGUUUUAUUUUUAGGGUAAUGCCGUAUUGACUUCCGUGAUCAUUUUGGGGGGUCUUUGCCACUGGGCGGAAGCGGUGGUAAAGAUAAGCUGUAAUUGCAUCUCUCGUGUGAUUGACACACAUUCCAGGAUGUCGUGUCUUCUGCAAAGUGGUCAUCUCACAAGGCUGCGCUCGCUCCAUCGCUGCUGCCACCACCCGCCUCACCCACGACUUUUUCCUAGAAAUUCCUUCUGAGUUGCGAGCACGUUGUUUUUCUUUUCUUACUUUGAGCUAUGAU
Molecule: messenger RNA, 3877 nt
Organism: Equus caballus (horse)
Lineage: Eukaryota; Metazoa; Chordata; Mammalia; Perissodactyla; Equidae
Gene: HELB
Product: DNA helicase B
Biological process (GO): negative regulation of double-strand break repair via homologous recombination
Molecular function (GO): 5'-3' DNA helicase activity; single-stranded DNA helicase activity
Source: RefSeq, a predicted model, not a curated record